Messenger RNA from Dermacentor andersoni, 12270 nucleotides. RefSeq names its product gamma-aminobutyric acid type B receptor subunit 3 (gene GABA-B-R3). Gene Ontology annotation, biological process: gamma-aminobutyric acid signaling pathway; G protein-coupled receptor signaling pathway. Gene Ontology annotation, molecular function: G protein-coupled GABA receptor activity. NCBI's taxonomy places the organism in Eukaryota, Metazoa, Arthropoda, Arachnida, Ixodida, Ixodidae. The record is from RefSeq and is a predicted model, not a curated record. Gene Ontology annotation, cellular component: membrane; G protein-coupled receptor heterodimeric complex.
UGUCUAUGCUAUGACGCUAACAUGCACAGGCAGACGUUCCUCCUUCUCGGCUUCGUACUCGCGUCCGCUCUAUGAAGGCAUGGCUGAUAUCUCUCCACUAAUGUUCUACGCAAUCCGCUAAGGAAGUUGCGUGCUAUAGAUAUUGAAUAUGUAUAACAGUCGCUUGUUGGGGGCGAGUUCUUGAAUAGUUGAACAGGGACGGAAGAAGCGAAAAGACGCGAAAUAAUCAGAGAACGUGCGCGGGCCACACGCAUGUCCGGGAAGGGGACAUUCGGAUAGUACUGGCAAGGAUGAUUUUCAGUACACGGUCCUCCUACUUACAUCGCCAUUGCUCACACUGUUCUUGAACACUUUGUCAAAGGCUACUCCUUUGACCGCAAUUUAUUCUACGUCUCAGUUUUCAACCCGUUAACGUUACUUAAAGCUAUACGCAAUGUGAUGAAGCAUGUCCUGGAAAAAGCAUUUCCUUCGGGUUACCCAUUCGUUGAGCUACACUGCUUUGCCCCUAGUCAGACUAUACUUCUUUGAGGAAAGCUUUAUAUCACUUAGAGAGGCCCAUUACCUCGCAAUUGAAAGAACGAUCACCGGUAGAUGUUCCUGUAAGUACACCGCUGUGGAGUUGUUGUUAUCACUUGUGCACACAGCUGUAUUCCGCUCAAACAGAACUGGCCACAGUGAUCUACAUUGAAGAAACCAUUAGAAAUUGCUGUCUGUUCAGCAAAGAACGAUAAUAAAUGGAACCGAGAGGCCCAGUAUUUAUUAUCCAGCAGUUUCAACAACGAUUUACUUAGGUAAGAUCACUCAAUCUGAGAAGAGUUAGCAGAAAACAGUUGUUUGUAAACAAUAGUUCCAGAAAAAGAAUUAUAGGUAUUCUCGCAGUUUAAAUUCUUGCGAUUUGCAUAAGGCUGCGGGUUUUGUUAAAAAGGUGCAGAACAAAAAUUAAUUUGUACAUAUACAAGGUUCUGCAACAGCUUUCAUAUUGCUGUUCACAAAAGUGAGUGUCAUAUACAGUAGCAUUAGGUUUCCGUGACAUGGGUUUCCUUUCCGCACCUUACAUAAACGUGUCGAAGACGCUUGGGCGGUGUUCCUUCUCGAAGAGCUCCGUCACCACGCACCAGUGAUCGUGACAACACUUCACUGACCCCGCACGCGGAGCGCUGCCUAUGUUUCGCCAGGCCGAACAGUCCGCAGACUUGCCGUGACAUGCGUGCGCCAUGGUGAUUGCACACGUGGGCGGCACCGCGCAAUUUUUGGCCCGAUAUGUGGCAGCCUUCCAUUAGCGCGAAAUACAUGAGCCGAGAAAGGUCAAGUAUCAUCGUGCUUUCCGGGCCAGUAGGCGGAAGUCCAUGAACAAGUCCUUGCCGUUUUUUUUUUCUCUUCUGCUAUUUGUCUCGCAUACGCCGAUGGCAUCGCGACGUUGAUGCAUGCAAGGUUUGGUGACUGUGCAGGUAGUUCGCCGCGUAAGGGCCUCUCGAUAAAGUUAGUAUUCUCUCUAAAUGAACGCUCUCCAUUGAAUGGAACAUUCACUUAAAUGACAUUCGCUUCAAAACCUCAUGCACCUUCCAAGCAACACGUGAACGGUUGCUACUAUGCGGAGCGGGGCUUCUGAUUGGUUGCUGCUUGUAAGAAUUGAUCUGUACAAUGGCAAGGCGGUGCUGUCUACAUGUUUCUUUAUCUCCACGUAGAUGUGAUACUUUCACAUAGCCGCAGAAUGAAGUGUUUUCUUCAGCAUGUAUGGCAUCCGGCAGGCUUUUUGCGAACUAGGUUCUUGCAGUAGGCAGCUUGGGUCAUUGUGUUGCGCACUUGCACUAACAGUCUCUCUUUUUUUUUACGCCGCCGAAGGUUAGUUACGCCACAGAAGCUCGAUCUGUUCGUGCAGAGGACAUUUAGCUUGUGUCCUACACAACGCUUGGAAUUUUCGUUCAAGAAGCGGUCCCGCGGGAGCACUAGGCAGUCUUGUUGUCUCACAAAAUAUUAGCCGUGCGGAUAAGCCCGCGACGCGCCUCGCCUCCCUUUGUUUAUACACGGGUCUCGACUCAAGUACUAAGACUUGGCGCCACUUCGUUUUGGCAAAAGAAGCGGCCAGCGGCUAAUCACACUCGGACUGAGUGACGAAAGAGAAAAUAGACGGAGGCCUACGACGAGGAAAGCGAACAAAUCUCGACGUAGAUGACCGACCAGAGGCGACGACCGUGUCGCAAGACGCGUCGCCCAACUCUACGUGCAGGCGGCCAAUAGUGCGUGCGUGGGCUUCUUGCGCGCGAGAAGCGUUCGUCGCACCCGCGUCGCCGGGCGUCUCCACGUGCUCGCUGCUGUCGUCGGUGGUGGGAUGCUUGGCUCACGUGGCCCCUCGGCCGGCCAGACUCCAUGGUGGUGACGACGAGGCGUCUGCGGUGCGGCGCCCUGCUCUCGUGUUGUCUUCUUCUCCUUGUGCGCGCGGGUGAGCCGUCGGUCAGCUACUACGACGUCCACACUGUCGACGCUGGCUUCGGCGGUUUGAACGAGACGGGACCUUGGGACGUCUUCUUGAACGACACCACUCUCGUGCUCAACUUGGACCCGGUGAACGCCAGCGACGCUGACGGUGAGCUGCUCUCUUCGUCGUCGCCCUCCGUGGACCAACACUACGACCUGUUGCCGUUACGGAAUGAUUCGGCGCCGCUGCUGGAGUAUCGGGAACCGUUCCCGCCACCUUCGUCAUCCGUGGAGGUGGCCCGUGACGCGCGCAAGACGGUGUACCUGCUCGGCCUGUUCGAACUCACGGGUAGCUGCGAGGCCGCGAAAGGCGGUCGUGCCGAGAGGGCCGCGGCGCGGCUGGCCAUCCGACACGUCAACGAGCGCAACGUGGUUCCCGGGCACAUGCUCGAGAUGUACGACAACGACACGAGGUGUGACGCCGGAGCGGCUAUCAAUGCUUUCUUCCACGCCAUCUACCGGAAGCAGCAGAUGACCAUGCUACUAGGCACCUCUUCUUCCGAGGUCACCGAGCGCCUCGCCAAAGUGGUCAGCUACUGGGGCGUGCUGCAGAUCUCGUUCGGCAGCCUGAGCCCGGUGUUGAGCGACCGGGCGGGCUUCCCGCUCUUCUUUCGUACCGUGGCUCCGGACUCGUCGCACAACCCGGCUCGUGUGGCAUUGCUGCGCCGCUUCCGCUGGGAUGCUGUGGCCACCUUGCACGAAGACGACGAGCUCUACGCCUUGGCCAUCAACGAGCUGCUGACUCAGCUGGAGAGCGCCAACAUCGCCGUCUCAUCCUCGGAAAGCGUCACACGAAACGAUUUCCUCGAGCAAAUACAGGAGCUGAAGAACACCGACAGCCGCAUCAUAAUUGGCAGCUUCUCCAGGCACAUGGCGCGCAAAAUAUUCUGCGAGGUGUACAAACAGGGCAUGUACGGCUCCGACUUCCAGUGGAUCGUGCAGGGGGGUCUCGGCGAGUGGUGGCUCGACCCGUCGGGCACGGACUGCUCGGCCGCGCAGCUUCGCGCCGCUGCCGACAACGUCAUCACGGUGGCCGCUUACACGGGGCGCCUGCCCAGCCGCGCAAGCGUCUCCGGCCUGCAAAUGGACGCCUUCCGGCGGGAAUUGGACGCUGAACUGGAGUCCGAGCUGCGGUCGGGCCUGGAGCCAGCGCUUCCGGCCAGAGCCGCCGGCUACCGAGGCCACGUAGCGCAAGCCUACGACGCCGUGUGGACCGCUGCGCUGGCGCUGCGGUCAGCCGAGCUGCUCUGGAGAAAGGCCGGCUUGAAUCUAACCGUGACGGACUUCCGCUACGAGAAGCUUCUGCCGGAGACCGGCGGAGGCGACAGCUACGGCUGGAACGUGACCGCUGAGCCGCUGCCUCCGCCGCAGGAGCGCCGCAUGGCCAACUACUUCGACCGAAUCAUUUCGCGGCUGCAUUUCAACGGCAUCUCGGGCCCCCUCUCGUUCUACGGCAGCGAUCGCGUCGGCAUCACCGAGUUCCAGCAGAACCAAGGCGGGUUCCUACGCAAGGUGGCCUUGUACAUACCUGACUCCAAGACACUAGACUUCUCCUGUAUAAGGUGCCGCCCCAUCAUCUGGCAAGACGGCGAGCCCCCCGUGGCGCGGCGCACCGUCAAGCUGAGCGUGGCGACCAUCCAGCGCAGCGUAUUCAUCUCCGUAUCGGUGCUGGCCACCUUCGGCAUGCUGCUGGCCAUCGCCUUCCUUGUGUUCAACCUCUACUACCGCAAGAGCAAGUACAUAAAGCUGUCCAGUCCCAAGCUGAACAACAUGACGGUGGUGGGCUGCUUGCUUGUCUACGUAGCAAUCGUUGUCCUUGGCCUAGACUACGGUACGCUGGGAAGUGACACGCAUUUCGCCGUCUUCUGUACCGUUCGGGCCUUCCUGCUGUCGGGUGGCUUCUCCCUGGCUUUCGGUGCGAUCUUCAUCAAGACAUACCGGGUACAUCACUUGUUCGUGCGCGCCUCCAGCGGCGUCAUCAAGAACAAGCUCCUCCAGGACCAGCAGCUGAUUGCACUCGUCUGCGUUCUGGUACUUAUCGACUGUGCGAUUGUCACCCUCUGGGUGACCUGCGAUCCCAUGGAAAGGACAAUGAGAAAUCUCACCAUGCAGAUUUCCAAGUGGGAGCGGGACGUGGUGUACCUGCCGCAGCGCGAGCAAUGUCACUCGGAGCACAUGGCCAAGUGGCUGGGUGCCCUGUACAUCUACAAGGGCCUGCUGCUCGUCGUCGGCUGCUACAUGGCCUGGGAGACACGCAACGUCCAGAUCCCGGCGCUCAACGAUUCGCAGUACAUCGGCAUGAGCGUCUACAACGCCGUCAUCACCUCGGCACUCGUGGUGGCGCUGGCCAACGUCAUCUCGACGGAGCGCUACACGCUCACCUACGCGCUCGUCGGCACGCUCAUAUUCGUCUCCACGACCACCACGCUGUGCCUGCUCUUUCUGCCCAAGAUCCACGCCAUCAUGAACAAUGCCGAUGCGGACGCCGUGGUGGCGUCUUCGGGCGUGCGGGUCGAGUUCAAUACCCGACGCUUCGCCAUCGACGAGCGCCGUGAGCUCUACUACCGCACCGAGGUCCAGAGCCGCGCCUACGCGCGCGAAGUCGCGCAGCUGGAUGCCGAGAUAGCGCGGCUGAAGAGGCUACUGGGAGAGCCACUCUCCGCUGAAGCGUCAUCUGAAAACAACUCUGUCAAGUCCGAGAGCCCAUUGUCGUCGCUGCUGGAGAGGUUCAAGCGCAAGCGAGCAUCCCUGGAGAACAGCGAGGCUGGUGUCGCGGUCAUCACGCGCCUCGGCGCACCAUUUCCGGUGCGCUCUCCGGCCCGCGUGCACGACUUGCACUGGCGGCUCGACGAGGGGACCCGGAUGCUGCAGCUGCGGGCCGAGGACCUGCUGCUCCCUCCACGACACUCAUUCCAGGAUGCGCCGGGCUGCAGGUGCUGCAGGUCCAAUGAUGGCCUCCAGCAGUCCAGAGGCAGCCUGCCGAUCAUCGCAGUCGCAUCCAACGACGAGACAAUCAACGGCCAGGGCAGCAGCGACCUGCAGACACCCACCGUUCCUCACGCCGGCUCUUUUCCCACAUUGCCGCACCGGUCACGUUCACAGGCGAGCUCCAGCCAUGGAGAAUGCGGAGGUAGCAGAGAAGAGUCUAUCUACCAGUCAGUUGAACUGGCGCCAUGCAGUGGUGGCAGCAUGACGACAACUGCAAACACGACGACCACAGACGAGUACCGAACGUUGUCGUCCGACGAGUACCGGACUUUGUCGUCCGACGACGACACGACGUACGCCAGCUGUCGCAGUCCCGCAUUCAUCGCGAUACUCAACCAGGGUGUAUCGUCCUGCCAAACUUCGCCAUCUCAGUACAGGCACGUAGUCCCCCCACUCGAACUUGCCGUACUGGAGGAAGCCAACAACGACGAAGGUGUCGCUGAGUCGUCGGCGUCGACGACACCCGUGACUCGCAAACCGGCACCAUUGGCUGAUGAGGACAGCUUCCAGACUCAGCGCGAGCUCUUCCUCAAGCGCCUGGAAGAGGCCGAGUCGGUGGACGUCUGACAGAUGGGAUACAUUAAGUGUAGCUAAAAGAUGUGUUGUUCACCGAGACAACAGAAAAUUCUCGCGCGAUGCUCUUUGACUGAAAGUGUACAAACAUGAGCGCGUAUGUAGGCAAAAGCCAGAGCCUCAAUAUCAGCACCACGGCUCAACGCGCAAUGCCACAGAUGCCUGCGGUACACGGCCGGUCCAGGAGCACAACUGCAACGCUGCCAGUGCCACUCAGAGCCGCAGCACUGUAUGUGCCCAGGUGCACCAUCGUCGUGUGUACAUGCGGGUGUGACAGGGAGCCACUCGUAGAGUGCCACACAAUGUUCUUCACAGAAUGUCAUUUCAUUUCUCAGCCCAUCUGGGCAGGGGCCGUUGUGUUUGUGUGCCGUAUGGGGUACCAAAAGGGAAGUCGCAAAAGUGGUCACAUUGGGUUGCGUGCCGGGCAUCUGCUGUGACAGUCAUUCAGACCGAAGUAUGGAAGGCAACCUCCUCUCUUCUAGGUUACUGGCACUCGACAAAUCUCACUUGCGGCGCAACAAGGUGGUAGUUUGUAGAGUUACUGUAUAUGCUCCCAGUAAUUUGGGUGUGUUGGUACAGCAUUUCGAAUGUACGUCAGUGCGAAAAAGAAAGCGACAAGACACACAUGCUGCUCUUCCAACUGAUCUUUAAAGAACUUGUGAGCACAAUUUAUACAGAUAUGCAUGAAAAGCUUUAAACAAGAAAAAAUGAAGUGGCGCUUUGAUUUCACUUGGCAUCAAAGGCAAAAACAAAAAAACAGAGAAAUAACAAGAUUGCCGGAUUCCAUUUGCACAAACGAACAAAUCAAUGAAACUACUAGUUGAUAUAACAAACCAAAAGAUUGCAACUGUGCAACAUUGUGUUGUCUGUUUCUUUUGGUUUUUCACACUGUACUAGUAGUUUGGUUGAUUUGUUCAUUUGUGUGCAUGGGACCUGGCAAUCUCGUGCUAGCCUCUUGAUUUCUCUGUUCUUAGGUGUUGGUCUUGAUUCCAAGCAAAAUCUAAUACCGGUGUCACACGUACACUUCUGGUCGCGAUCAGGGCCAAUCCGGAUUGGAUUUCUUUAUUGCAAUCAACAAUGGUCGCUGCUACAUGGUCUAAUGAUCCGGAUCAAGUUAUCGUCUGCUGAUCGUCAGCAGCUCUCGGAGCUGCAUAACCAGUUAGCUAAAAAUUCAGAUUUGCAAAAUAUGAUUAAGUUUGGACAGUAUUUCAGUUUUACAGCUUAUUGUUGCUGGUAAAAGAUCUUUUAUUCAUUUUCACUUCUUGUUUUUAGCAUUUUCAGAAUACUGCGCUGGAGGGUGCAGACGUCAGCCUGCGAUCGCGAUCAAGGUGCCCGAUCGCGAUCGCCCGCAUCCUGAUCUUGCAGGAUCGCAAUCACAAAUGAACGUGUUGCAACACCUGAUCUGGAUCAAGCUCGAUCCGGGUCAGCCCCAAUCAUGAACAGAAGUGUGCAUACGACACCAGUAUAAGUGUCAGAACUUUUUCUGGUUUAUUUCAUUUUAGCUAAUUUUUUUACAAAUUGCCCGCACACGUGCAUUAAAAUCAGCUGGAAGAAUAGCACGGGUUUCGACUUUUUCUGUUUUGCACUGACAUACAUUCAAAAUUGAGACGCAAAUUGUCCAUUAGCUCCCAUUCUCAAUGAUGAGGAAACUGACUUUGCUAUCUGCGGAGGGGCUUGUCCCCUUGCACAGCACAUGGUGGCAGAGUGAGCCUUUUGGGAUGGCAGCCAGUGCAAGACUUUUUCAUGCGUUUGUCUGUUGGAGUAGUGAACAGUUCGCUUGAUGUGUGUAAAGUAACGUGUUACUUUCUUUUUCUAACCAAUAGACUGCUUUGUACACUGCAAUUAAAACGCAUCACCAAAAAAGAAAAGGAGAGGGAAUAAAAUCAAGACUUGCGCCAAUAUGUACGGCAUACAGCACAGUGUAACAAUAUGGUAGGUGUCUUAAGGCCAUUGUAAUGUGCACCUGCAGAGGGAUGAGAGACAGCCACGGUACAUCAGAGCAAUGUUAGGGAACUUUUCUCACACACUUCAACAAGAAUUAGUCAUAUCAGCUGUAUUGAUAUCGUGAUCCCAAUCAAUCACUCGCACCUCUGUGUCAGAGUUAUUUAUGAAACGAGUUCCUCCUUAACGUGUGUUAGGUUUCCUCACAAAUAUUCACCUCGAUACGAAAUUUCACAACGAAGUGAGCAUCAUUUUGCAUGUAUGUGUGCAUGAAUGUGUCUGAGCGAGAGUCAUGCCCAUCCAGACGACCCACGCGAGGAUGAGGACACGCCGAAGUAACCAUUAUCCCGGUGUUGAAUACUCGUACUCAUUUUAGCUUGUUUAUUCUGUUUUCUACCAUGCUGGCAAUUAUAAUACUCCCUCCAAAGAUGUGCAAGUAAUUAUCACUCUACAGGGUUUGUCCGUAAAGUAAUGAAACCGGGUCUGGUAAAAAGAAUUUAUUAAUCCAAUCGAUACAUAUUAUUAAAAUUCUUCAAAAUAGUCUCCUUGGGCAUAGAUACACCGCUGCAAACACAAUUUCCAGACUGGAAAGGCUCCCUGGAAGUCAGCUGCCAUAAUCUCUUUCAGAGACUGUGACAGCCGUUCAAUGGCGGGAACAUCGUCGAAAUGGUGACCUUUCUGGCUUCUCUUGAGCUUUCGGAACAGGAAAGUCUGCCACGCUCACAUCGAGGCUCACAUCGAGGCUGUACGAUGGCUGCAGCAAGGUUGCAACCCCUAUCUGGGCCAGGUAGGCAGUCAAAACGAAGGUGGUGUGAGCUGGAGUGUUGUCGUGGUGGAGCUUCCAGCAAUCGGUAAUCUGCAGUCGUUUCUGUUUGACAGCUCUGUGAAGGCGCUCAAGGACUUCUUUGUAGAACACUGCAUUGAUGCUUUAUCCCAGAGGUACAAAUUCUUUGUUGACCACCCCACGUCGUCAAAAAAAGACCAUGAACAUUGUUUUUAUUUUGGAUAUCGACAUUCUUGCUUUCUUGGGGCGCAGGGAGUUCGCGGUGUGCCACUCUGAACUUUGGCGCUUGGUAUCGGGGUCGUACUAGAGCACCCAUGAUUUGUCACCUGUUAUUAUGCCGUAUGGAAAGCCCCAUUCACUUUCUAACUGCACCAACAACUCAUGGGAAAUUUCAACUCGUCGUUCUUGUACAUCACUCAACACUUUUCGCACCAAUUUCGAACAAACCUUCCGCAUGUUCAAAUUUUCAGAAAUAAUGUUGCGAACCGUUGUUUUGCACAUGUUGAGGUCUUUGGCGAUUAAUCUGAUACUCAAACAAUAGUCGGAGUCCAGAUUUUUUACUUUGGCCACUUUUUCGUCCAAACCACUCUUGUCUUCCAUGGUCUCCAGUCCGUUCUUGAACUCGCUGAACCACCAGAAAACCUGGGUCCUUGACAGGACGUCCUUAACCUCCUUAACCAAGGCAAGCAUCUUGGAAGUGGUUUUGCCCAGGUGACAGCAAAUUUAAUUGCGCACCCCUGCUCCAGCAACCGAUUCAUUUUUGACGUUUUCUGCUGUGAAAAAAACUUGAAACAGCUUUUGAGCGACUUCAGAUCCUGACUGCAUAAGAGUUUGGACGUGACUGCCACCCGGUGCAUUACUUAGCUUAGAACCCCCACCACAAAUCCCACCUCAGGGGGGGCGGGGGGCGCUACUGGCGACUGCAGUGCCGCGCGGCAGGCAGUCUCAUUACUUUACGGGCAAACGCUGUAUAAAGAUACGACACUUUCUGACAAAAUUUGAAAAAAUUAUGACCAUAAUCAAGAGGAGACAGCCUCAUCUUAUUUUAGUGUGUUGUUUGAGAAAAGUAACCGAAUGUCACCCCCUCUCCUUAUCCAAGCCUUUAGUCAUUCCUAGCACUCUAGUGACAGCACUACAAUGCCUCUGGAAUAUCAAAAGUCCCAUAAGCUCGAAGCCUUGACAUCAUGUAGAAGGUUUACGUUUACACUGAAAACGUGCAAAGCACACAUAGGAGAAAACAGUGAGCUGAUAGGCUUCACUGCUAAUUUGCCAAGUGGCUCAGAGUUCUCAGUUGAGUUGUGGUUCUCCAACGGCAAGGAUGGCAUCCUAAGUGGCUCAGAGUUCUCAGUUGAGUUGUGGUUCUCCAACGGCAAGGAUGGCAUCCUGCCCAAUGGGAAGUCAUCAUAUCCCACUUUCGCUCCUUUUCACACCUUGUGCAUACACAGAGUGAGUAACUCAGCUGCACUCUCUAUCAAUUCGAUUUCUCCGCCUUUAUUCAUUUGCUGCAUGCUCUGCCACUUGUUACAUUUUAAGAAAUCUUGGUAGUAUUGCCCAUUCCUUUUACAUUAACACCCAAGGCACAGGAUGGUGGGAAUUUUAAACGGCAAUAAGGAAGACGAAAGCACCUUUAGAACGGUUUUCACACCUUCUGCAGGGUGCAUGUUUCAUAUCUGGAUUAAACUCUUGUUUGAUGGCUUCCAUAAGUUUUGAACAUUGUUACUAACCGCUCCCUAUAAUAUAUAUAUACUACCUGCACUUUAACCUCUUGGAAACUUGAAGAAUUGCACUUACACUUAAAGAUCAGGCUCUGCUAUGUCCCUGAUAAAAUUAGUCCAACUUCGCUUACAUCUAACCUGUUAAUGUUUCGCAGAGUGAUUGACGUUCACCUCAGUCCUCUUCCAUCAACAGAUAGGGUUGCACUUUGAAUAUUCAAUGCGGCCAAUGCAUGUUCAUUAGGAAAUUCUCAAUUAACUAGCAGGACUUUCACAGGGGAAAGCUUAUAACAGGGUCAAAUAUAGAUUUCCAGAUUAGCAAGCUGUGCUCUUCCGGACUACAGCCUAUAUUGUAUGCUGGCUUCACGCAUUCUGUUCCUGAAGAGAAUUCUUUUGUUUCCAGCAUCGGGUUACCCCUUGAACACAUAUGAACAGAUUACAGGCUGGUAUGUCACACGGAUUAGUUCUUUCUCUGCUCUUGUUCAAGAUUUUUUCUGCCCCUGCUCAGUCAGGGCUAGUCAAGGUGUUCAACUGUAUCUCCAUGUUGAUGACACCGACUUUCUCUCCUCAAAGCAGGACCUUGUGAUGUUAACAAUAAUACGUCUGAGCUUGAGUGAUAGCAUUACGGGUAUUUUCCUCCUGAUGUUAGUCAGUUCAGUUCUUAUAUUCAUCUAUCAGCAGGAGUUGAUUCCUCAAUUACAUCACUGAAGUAUUUUAGCAUAUUUUAUGCCAGUAUUCUAUACAGCUACCGUAGAUCAAAACUCUUAAAGAGGAGAAAUUAAAUGGGAUUGUUGCGCCGGUUCAGUCAUAAAAAUACUGUAUGCAGAGCUGCGUUGUUGACGAUUUAUAAACUUCAUGUUCACCCCUUUCCCGAAUUCGGCUAUGGCUUUUUCUUUUUUCCAGGAUGUGCCCAGCUUAUAAGCUACGCCCACUAUUACUAUUACUAUUUCACACCAAUUAGGAUCCUCAGAUGUAUUGCCCGACCAUCUCAGGUUUUCAGGUAAAAACCAUGGCUACUUACUAGCACAGUCAUUUCCCAGCAUAUUUCUACUGAAAGAAAGAUAUAUUCUUGUCAUGUGAUGUGCUUUAAAUUUUGCUCAAGUAUGUAAAACAUGAUUCCGGGAGAAAAGUAUUAUAAACUAUAUCUUUGUGUGUAACGUUGCACAAUUCAAGUAUGUGAAGCAUGACUCUGCAAGAAAAUUAUUAUAAACUAUAUCUUUGUGUGAACGUUGCACAACCUUGCCUGCUGAACCUACAUAGGCUCAUUUUCAGCAUACAGUGGCAUUUAUUUUCAACUUCGGGAGGGAAAAAAAUUUUUGAAGCCCCAAAUAUAGACUAAAAUCUGCUAAAUUGACAAUUCUUUUACUGGCAGAACAAGUACUAAUUUGUUAAUUGUAAUUAUUUUGUUUGACUGUCCAAGCUGCAGUGAAAUUAUUUUUUGCCAAUACAUUGUAUGGAUGUUUUGAAAAAAUAAGACAAACAUACAAAUUGCAAAAUGACAGCUUUGGUUCACUUUCAUCUCUGAUUUUCGCACCGAAGUGGUCCACGUGAAAAUAUUACACACAGUCCAUUAGACAGGCCUGUUUGUCUAUUUUUCUCAUUAUGUCAUUUUGGUUUUGUUUUAAGGAAGGUAUGAACAUUUGAUUUUGUGCCUGCACCACGUUCGGCCUAGUUCUGUAGUACCACUUCACCGCACACCGCAAUGGCUGUCAUGUUUCAGGCGUUGCUGCGCGCAGCUUGGGACUGGAACCUGAGGGCUCGACAUUUAUACAGUCCCAAAAUAAAUAUUUUAAUUGC